Messenger RNA from Labeo rohita (rohu), 3145 nucleotides. It is a transcript of the gene prcp, whose product is annotated as prolylcarboxypeptidase (angiotensinase C). The transcript is spliced from 9 exons. Lineage: Eukaryota; Metazoa; Chordata; Actinopteri; Cypriniformes; Cyprinidae. Gene Ontology annotation, molecular function: serine-type exopeptidase activity; dipeptidyl-peptidase activity. Gene Ontology annotation, biological process: proteolysis; regulation of blood vessel endothelial cell migration; angiogenesis involved in wound healing. The record is from RefSeq and is a predicted model, not a curated record. The coding region runs from base 379 to 1842 and encodes 487 amino acids.
ACGUUGUUUCGUUAUAUAUAGUUAACAAAACAAUCCGUUUAUCGACAGAAACAAUAGAUAUAAUCCGUUUUGAGUGAGCACAUGAGACAGACAAACACUUUUAAUAACUAUAUGCACAUGACGAACAGAUUUAGGAAGCUUACUGCGUGAUCAUUUUCCAAAAUGGUCUAAAUUUUGAGAAAUAAAAACUUAAAAGCAACGGUACUGUAUAUAUUUUAAGGCUUUACAUUGUAUCUCUUUUGUUUUUAGUGUAGUUUUAAGAGUUUUGCGUCAUGGAGCAACUACGAGUCAUUUGACAUCCUUCCUCGUUCCUCGUAUGCAAAUGAUCCAUCGCUUCAUAUUUUCACAUGCACGGUGACUGGAUUCACUCAUUCAGCCAUGAGACUGACCAACACUGCUCUGCUCUUCCUCCUCAUCAUCCUCAGCUGUAAUGCACUGGCGCUUAAACCACAGCUCUUAGGCAGACACAUAGUCCAAAAAUAUUCUCAGCACACAUCUGUCUCGUACAAAACUUUCUAUUUUGAUCAACAGAUUGACCAUUUUGCCUUUUUGGAGAAUGGCACAUUUAAACAGAGGUACCUUCUUAAUGACCAGCACUGGCACAAGGAAGGAGGCCCAAUCCUGUUUUACACGGGCAAUGAAGGAGACAUCACAUGGUUCUGUAACAACACUGGUUUUAUGUGGGAUGUAGCAGAAGACCUGGGAGCCUUGCUGGUUUUUGCAGAACAUCGCUACUAUGGAGAGUCCAUGCCGUUCGGCGAGGAAUCGUACAGUAAUGCAAAGUAUCUGAACUACCUGACCUCAGAACAAGCUUUAGCUGACUUUGCAGUCCUCAUCAAAGCUUUGAAAAAAACCCUGCCUGGGGCUCAGAAGAGUUCAGUCAUCGCCAUUGGUGGCUCCUAUGGCGGGAUGCUGGCAGCCUGGCUGAGGAUGAAGUAUCCCAGUGCAGUUGUAGGUGCUCUUGCCGCGUCCGCUCCCAUCUGGCAGUUCAUUGUGCCAUGUGGAGAGUUUUACAAAGUGGUCACCCAGGACUUCACCAUCAGUGGGACCAACUGUAGCAACAACAUCAGGAGGUCAUGGGCAGCAAUUGACAGGGUCACAGCAACAGGUGAAGGUCUGCAGUGGCUGUCUGAGGAGUUUGGACUGUGUAGUCCUUUAAAGACUCCAGACGACGUGUACGGCUUCAAGGCUUGGCUGCAGGAAACCUGGGUGAACUUAGCUAUGGUGGAUUAUCCAUAUGAAGCCAACUUUCUUCAACCACUUCCAGCCUGGCCUGUUAAGGUGGUCUGUAAAAACCUUGAUUUUAAUACCGGCGUAUCAGACAAACAGCUGUUGAAAGGUAUCUUUAAAGCUGUAAGAGUGUACUACAAUUACACAGGACAGGCUGUCUGUCUCAACACUUCACAAACCGCUACUGGGAAUCUAGGCUUGCUUGGUUGGUUCUAUCAGAGCUGUACAGAGAUGGUAAUGCCAAUGUGUACAGACGGCGUCGUUGACAUGUUUGAGCCACAGCCAUGGAACUUCCAGGCUUUCUCCGACGAGUGCUACAACCAGUUUGGAGUGCGGCCACGGGAAGACUGGGCAGAAAUUGUAUACGGUGGAAGAAACAUAAAUGCUCACAGCAACAUCAUCUUCAGUAAUGGAAAUCUGGAUCCAUGGAUGAGCGGUGGAGUGACCAAGAGUCUGUCAGAAUCUCUGGUUGCCAUUAUGAUCGAUGGAGGUGCUCACCAUCUCGAUCUGCGCUACAACAGCGAGUAUGACCCAGAGUCAGUUCUCAAUGCACGGGCACUAGAAGUAAGCUAUUUAAAGCAGUGGAUCAAACAGGCAGCAACUACACAAUAAUAUGGAAUCAAGAUCAUUGAAAAUGAAACAAGGAUGUUAAGAAACAUGAACCAUUUCUGCUUGCUAUGUGCCAAAGUUAGUGGUCUCUUCCUUGGUACUUUUAUUAGGGCGUGGAUGCUAAGUUCUUUAUGGGGUUGUGGUUGAUCUUGUGGUCUUCAGAUUUUUUUUGUGUGUGUUAGUACAAACCAAGAAUGUUCAGUACGUUUUUAAGAAAAUUGAGGAACUGAAAGUGUCAGAAAACACCAAAUGCAAAACCACUCAGGGGAAGUGUCCUUUGCCAAAGUCUUGAAGUUGAAUUGAAGCAAUACUUAUCAUAAAUAUUCACAGUCAGCUAUGGUUUUUAACUAAAGUAUACUACAUUUCAAAGGGAUGGUUCACCAGAAAUUAAAAUGCAACUUCCUUGGAACUCAAAAGGAACAUUUUUCUAGAAAAAAAAAAAAAGGUCAUGUGACUUGUGUACCAAAUUUAAAGUUCAGCAUUUUUCAAAUGUUAUGUGUUGUGAUUGGUUACUAGACAUGCAAGUACCAAACAUACAAUUUGAAAACUACGAUAAAGGGGAUUAUUUCUGUUUUGAUAUGUUUUCUCACAAAGUUAUAGUAAAUACAAUAAUUGGAAUAUAGUAGGGCUGGCAAACGAUUAAUCAUAAUUAAUCGCAUAAAAUUGUCAUAGUUUUUAACAAUAUUUAUUAUCAUUUUUAUAGAAUUUAUAUUAUAUAUAAAUGAAAAUAACUUGUACAUAGAUACCAUAUUUCUCUUAAAUAUAUACAUGAAUGUGAUUGUAUUUAUAUAUAGAUAAUAAUUACACAUAGUACACACACAUAUAUUAGGCAAACUCAAACUUUUAUUUUGUAUGCGAUUAAUCGUUUGCCAGCCCUAGAAUAUAGUCAUGUAGACAAUGUUUAUGCUGGUUUUAUGUUUCUUUUUUGUUCUUUUUGGAUGUAACUGCAUGCCUCUGUUGCAUAGAAAAUAACAAUAUUAACAUUCUUCAUUCUCGUUUGGUGUUCCAAAUUGAGAGUGUCAGUAGAUGAAACAACUUCAAGCUUUUGGUCAUAAACCAUUCCUUUUGUUCAAUUGCAACAUAUUGGACAUAUUGGAACUCAAACAGUUUAUAAGUCACUGAAAUUAGCUGGAUCUAAUAUCAGUGAUUAGUGUUCCUUUUGUACAUAUUCGCCACAAGUCUUCUGUUUUCUGAACGAACUGUGUACACUCCUGGUUGUAGUAGUGUUGUUUUCUUAAUUUUGCACUAUUUUUUAAUGGAAAUAAUGAUGCAUGAACAUGAAUAACAAUAAAUGCAGAUGAAUGGA